GCGCGCAGUUCGGGAGGUGAGGUCAGGCGUUUCCCCUUUAGCUGGCCCAAGUCUCGAGUGUUUUUUUACCCUCUGCGAACACCGAGAGGUUUAUUACAGUUCUAUCAGAGGGGAUAUUACACGUUCGGGUGGAUGCACACGGACUCGGUGCGCUGAGCAAAACACGCACGGUGGUUUAUCUAGGAAAAGAGUGAUGGUGGACAAUUCCAGUAGCAGCAAAGCGCAAGUGCCCAGCUUGUCUCAGGACAGCAGUUUGGCUGGUGCAUUUUCCCAGGCGGCUUUCGGAAGUUCGGCUGGAGUCAAACUGGAGGCAGUUAUGGAGCAGCUCCAGAGACAACAACAAGCUAAACUGGAGAUGGAGCGCAAGGAGAGACACUUCAGGGAAGCCCAUAUUCUGUAUGCCCAGCAGCUGGCUGCACAGCAAGCAAUCAUGGCCUCCAGAGCUCAGGGUGCCCCAUUAACCCCCGAUUUCUACAGCAAAAACUCCAGAGACAGAGCGCUGAAAGGUGGCCAAGGGCCUCAAGCUGUCAGGGGACCCAUGAAAACCAGUCCUGACCAAGUACAUGAGGAAGAUGCCGCUGAUGAGAUGGACAGAGGAAGAGGGUCCGAGGGGGACGAAGACGACGAUGAUGAAAUGAUGGAUGGAGAAGACGGUAGCGAAGAAGAGGAAAGCGAAGGCUUGGAGUUCCUCAGGAAGCAAAGUCUUGCGCUUCAGCAAGCAUCUGUCGGAGUUCCUCCGUAUGCGUUCCCCGUCUACGCUGCAUCGUCAUCCACUGCUAAAAAACAUCCCGUGUCGCCAACCAAGGUGAAAGAGGAGCCCGACGACUCUCUUACCGACCAACAAUCGUUCAACACCCCAAACGGACUGAAUGAUUGGAGUCUGGAUGACUCGUUCAAACAGAAUGGAAAUUCAAGUUGGAACGAGGAAGGCGAGGGUGGGAAAAGCCGAGGAGAGGCCUCCAGAGACUUUGCCAAGCUUUACGAACUGGACAACGACCCAAAACGGAAGGAGUUCCUCGACGACCUUUUUGCAUACAUGCAGAAACGAGGUACUCCUGUGAAUCGAAUCCCCAUCAUGGCCAAGCAGGUGUUGGAUCUGUACAUGCUUUAUAAGCUGGUGACCGAGAAGGGAGGUCUGGUGGAGGUGAUAAACAAGAAGAUCUGGAGGGAGAUCACCAAAGGCCUGAACCUGCCCACCUCCAUCACCAGCGCCGCCUUCACCCUGCGCACACAGUAUAUGAAGUACCUGUACCCAUACGAAUGUGAGAAGAAGGGUCUGAGUUCCCCUGGAGAGCUGCAGGCAGCCAUCGACAGCAACCGCAGAGAGGGCCGUCGCCCCGGAUACAGCAACAGCCUGUACCGCUUCUCCCCUUCUCCCAGUGCCUCAGGCCCUCACCUCCUCUCUCCUCCCAAAAUGCACCUGCCAGCAACGGGACAUAACGGACUGCAGGCCACCCCCAGUCCUGCCCUGAAGAAAGCCUCAGUCCCAGAGGAUGGUCCAGCCUCCAUGUUGCCUGGUCGACUCCCCUUAGCACUGGCUCUCGGGCAUCAGCAGCAGCUGGCACGCGCCGCCACCCUGGAGCAGCUGAGGGAGAGGCUGGAGACCGGCAUGAAUGCGGGGGCCGCCAUGCUGGAGGGGCCCGAGAGGAAGAUGGCUCGUCUGGCGGAGGAGCAGCAGAGGCUACUGCAGCAGGCUUUCCAACAAAACCUGCUAGCCAUGGCAUCACAGGUGAACCCCGCCACCCUGCGGAUGACCAACAACACCAACACCCGCGAGGAAAAACAGGACCUGUCUCUCAGCAUUUCUUCUAAUGGCUCUGCUAGCAUUACUGUGUCUGUGGAGGUCAACGGGAUUAUUUACUCAGGAUCCUUAUAUGCUCAGAAGUCUGGAGCUGUUCCCACUGCUGUCACAUCCAUGUUCCCAGGCCAGACCUCCACCUUCAGUCCCGGAAUCCCCUCUUCCUCCUCCUCUUCCUCCUCAAAGGGUCCUGACUCUGUGGAGCCGGCCACAGGAGUGUCACCCUAACUGUGACCAGCUCCCUGAACCAAACAGCCAGUCAGUCCAACCCAAACUACAGUCUUUCCUCCGAGCGGCGGGAGACGUUCUGCCCUCUAGAGGCGACACAGCAAAUCCCAGUCUGCCUCCAGCACAAACCACAGCUGUGUUUUCCUUCCAGUUAAGGGAGGACCACACACAUACACUUUUACAAACUCAUCAGCUGUUGAAGCUCAUCACGGACCCCACCUGCUCUUUUCUACAAGAUGUUUUCUCAGGACUGAGAAGGUUUUUAAGAGAUGUUUGAUUCAACAGAAUACCUCAGCUGUCUUAAUCUCAGUGCUAUCGUGAGUGUAAACAUCGUGUAAUCAUGCCUUUCCACACCCACAGUCAUUCACUCACAGAGAUGUGCGAAGCAAUCAUGGCAUGAUCAAAUCUACAUCUGCCAAAAUCACAUUUGUGAGGUUGUGGUUGACGCUUUUUUUUUUUUUUUCUCUCUUUUUUGCUGUCUAUUAAUUCUCUUAUUUAAAGUUUGCUGAAUUUACCUCAUCUGCAGUGAAUUUAAAAGACUCAGGAUCGAUUAUGAUACUGCUGUGUUGCUCUUUGUCGAAUUUGAUGGAUUUUAAAACACGCUACAAUCCCCAUCAAGUGUUGCAAAGUUGGUUUUGGUAGGAAAAGGGGUCACAGAUAUUUUUCCUUUUUUAAAAGUUAUAUACUUGAUUUUAUUGUUUUCUAUUUCAGUUGUUUUUUAGCUUCUAGAUACAGAAAUAUUAAUAUGAUUUAAAAAGAGUUUUAAUUUUAAAAC
Messenger RNA from Cyprinus carpio (common carp), 2801 nucleotides. Its product is annotated as AT-rich interactive domain-containing protein 3B-like. Gene Ontology annotation, biological process: regulation of transcription by RNA polymerase II. The record is from RefSeq and is a predicted model, not a curated record. Gene Ontology annotation, molecular function: DNA binding. Gene Ontology annotation, cellular component: nucleus. NCBI's taxonomy places the organism in Eukaryota, Metazoa, Chordata, Actinopteri, Cypriniformes, Cyprinidae.